Molecule: messenger RNA, 1329 nt
Organism: Aspergillus mulundensis
Lineage: Eukaryota; Fungi; Ascomycota; Eurotiomycetes; Eurotiales; Aspergillaceae
Product: FAD-dependent monooxygenase afoD
Exons: 3
Coding region: 1-1329 (442 amino acids)
Biological process (GO): secondary metabolite biosynthetic process
Molecular function (GO): oxidoreductase activity; FAD binding
Source: RefSeq, a predicted model, not a curated record
AUGGCCACCAACCCAGAACCCUCACCCCCACCCCCACCCCUCUCCAUCGCCAUAAUAGGCGGCGGGAUAAUCGGCCUAAUGACAGCGCUGGGCCUGCUGCACCGCAACAUCACCAACAUCACAAUCUACGAGCGCGCCACCACCUUCCCCGACAUCGGCGCCGCAUUCGCCUUCACGGGCAUCGCGCGAGAAUGCAUGUCGCGCCUGGACCCUGCAAUCCUGGACUCCCUGUCGCAGGUCGCACAGCGCAGCCCGCACGAUAAAGUGCGGUACUGGGAUGGGUUCCACCCGGCGAGUAAAGAGGAGGCGCAGGAUGCGGAGAAAAGCGUGCUGUUUGAGAUUGAGGAGAGGAAUAUGGCGUACUGGGCUUGUUUGCGGGGUGUGUUUCAUGCGCGGCUUGCGGGGCUUUUGCCGGAGGGUGUGGUGAGGUUUGGGAAGAGGGUUGUUGGGUUUGAUGAUGAGGGGGAGACGGAGAAGGUGGUGCUGAGGUUUGAGGAUGGGGGGGUCGAGGAGGCGGAUCUUGUGAUCGCAUGCGACGGCGUGCACUCGACAGCGCGGAAGAUCCUCCUGGGCGCUGACCACCCCGCCGCAAACGCCACGUACUCGCGCAAAGCCGUCUACCGGGCUCUGGUGCCCAUGGACAAGGCGAUCGAGGCCCUGGGACACGAGAAGGCGCACGUGCAGAUCGCGCACUGCGGGCCGGAUGCGCAUAUCGUUUCGUUCCCGGUCAACAACGCCCAAAUCUACAACGUCUUCCUCUUCACGCACGACAAGCACGCCUGGAGCCACGGGCACACAAUGACAGUCCCCAGCUCCAAAGCCGAGAUCCUGUCCGCCAUCGAAAACUGGGGCCCGCAUAUCAAAGAGCUCGCGGGCCUCUUCCCCGACCAGGUAAGCAAGUACGCCAUCUUCGACCAGGCGGAGCACCCGCUGCCGUACUACGCGUUAGGCCGGGUGGCGCUGGCCGGGGACGCCGCGCACGCGUCGAGCCCGUUCCAUGGGGCCGGGGCGUGCAUGGGUGUUGAGGAUGCGCUGGUGCUUGUGGAGUUGCUGAGAGAGGUUCAAGGGCUUGGUGGGGAGGAGAGGAGGAGGGGGAUUCGGGCUGCGCUGGGGACGUAUAGCGAGGUGAGGAUUGGGCGGAGUCAGUGGCUUGUGCAGAGCUCGAGGGAGAUGGGGGACUUGUAUGAGUGGCGGUUUGAGGGGAUUGGGGGGGAUGGGGAGAAGUGUCGGGAUGAGUGGGAGAGGAGGAGUCGGGUGAUUUGGGAGUUUGAUGUUGAGGGGAUGGUGCGGCGGGCGAGGGGGGAGUUGGAGAGGGUAGUUGGUGUUUAG